Perca flavescens (yellow perch) is the source of this 1434-nucleotide messenger RNA. It is a transcript of the gene cd27, whose product is annotated as CD27 molecule. Gene Ontology annotation, molecular function: protein binding; tumor necrosis factor receptor activity. Lineage: Eukaryota; Metazoa; Chordata; Actinopteri; Perciformes; Percidae. Gene Ontology annotation, biological process: immune response-regulating cell surface receptor signaling pathway; necroptotic signaling pathway; motor neuron apoptotic process. Gene Ontology annotation, cellular component: external side of plasma membrane; CD40 receptor complex; membrane raft. The transcript has 8 exons. The coding region runs from base 280 to 1032 and encodes 250 amino acids. The record is from RefSeq and is a predicted model, not a curated record.
AAGCGACUGUGCCAUUGCCCCUUUUGCCUAAGCACGAGCGUAGGCGGACUAAACGGGAAAUAGCUGCGUCACGAGACCAUUUCAAGGAAUUGUGAGUGAAGCAGAGCUGGCAAGAAAUUGCCGAACUGCAGGAAAAAAAUACCAAAACCUGUAGGUUGUAAUGCACACAGAGCCAGGGGGUCGUAGCAAAAGACAGACAGGAUGAGAGAGUAGAGCAGAGCGAUUUCAUCAACAUCGUCAAAAUGUACGGCUUUCAUAAUGAGUCAUCACUGACAUUUUAUGAAUAAUCCCCUGACACACUUCUGGUCCCCUGUUCAUUCUCACACUCAGAGGGUCCCAGGCAGGUCCCAGGUUACAUCUUGUCUCUCCAUCUCAUCCACAAUGCAGCCACUCCGUUUUUUUGCUUUUACUUUCCUGGUCGGUCUCUCUUUCCUCUCAGUUGUGCUUUCCAUAGACUGCAAUGAAAGACAAUAUGAGUGGCCAGUGGAACAACCCAAAUUAUGCUGUGACAAAUGUCCACCAGGCAAACAUGUGGUUCGGCGUUCAAUAACAACUUGUGAAAUUGAGUGUGAAUCUUGCACAACGAACCUGUUCAAUGAAAAGUACAACGUACAACAGACUUGCGAAUUUUGUGAAAACUGCGAUAAAAAAAACAUGGAGUACAUUUCACACUGUAAUGUCACUCAUAACGCUGUAUGCAGAUGUAAAGAUGGCUACAAAUGCAAAGACCAAUCCUGCAAACAGUGUGUGCCGAUAUCACCCUUCACCACCAAACCUACACUCCCGCCAUCCACUACAGCCCUAAAACCUGGAGCCUACCACACAGAUACAGUGUGGUUCCUGGUGAUAAUUGCCAUCCUGUGUGCAGGAAUUGCACUCGUUGUUGUAACAAAAAUCAAGCCCUUUCUGCACUGGAUCAAAGCCAAGCACGGUUACCUUUUAGCUAAAGAAUCUGUACCAGUGCCACCAUUUUCCGAGGACGAAGAAGUAUCCAAGCCUGUCCAGGAAGUGCGAGGGAAAUGUGAUGUAUGAGUUAAGAGCCUGAACUUGGACAAGCAAGAAUUUGAGGGAAACGUCUCUCUUUGCUUUGGACAUUAAUGACAAAUAGGAGCAAACAUCACUCGGCCCAUGCGGACGAAUGGAACCGCAAAAAAACGUUUUUUCCAAGACUGAUCCUGUUUUCUGGAAGGAAUCAUGACUGUUUGAAAUCUGUGACGUUCGGAUGACAAAAGUGUUUAAAAACAGAGAUAAAGAAUCUGAAAGACACUGAAAAUACAGAGUGCGACACUGUUAUGCAUGAGUUAGAAACUGUGUGCAGUAUGUUUAUAAACGGUGGUAUGUACUAUGGUACAAAAAAGUUAAAGAUAUUUCACAUCUUUAUAGGUGUAUAUAUGAAUAGAUUUUUUUCUUCAGAUUCUACACAUCAAAUGUGAA